AAGAAGAUUUUCCUGAAAAUAUUUCUGAAAUAUCACAAAUAUCUCAAUCUACAGCUGUUUCAGAUAAUUUUAUUACUAGAGAAUCUGAUAGUAAAGGGCAUUACAGUGCAAAAUACAAAUAUUGUAUUAAAAGAAAUUGGCAAUAUGGAAGACCUGCUAUUAUAGA
Scutellospora calospora is the source of this 166-nucleotide messenger RNA. The record is from the annotation of a GenBank genome assembly. NCBI's taxonomy places the organism in Eukaryota, Fungi, Glomeromycota, Glomeromycetes, Diversisporales, Gigasporaceae.